UGGGCGGGCCAUGAGUUCCAAAUUGGAUUACCUCCAGAAGUACUUGUCCUCGGACCCGAAAAGUACGCACCACAAUUCGGCCUUAUCCCCCCUCAACCCCACGCCCAAACCCAAGAAGAAGAAGAAGUUCAAGCAGAAGGCCCAGGUCAAAUCGGGCGGCGGAUUCCGCAUCAUCGACGAAACGGAUGUCUUCCCGGGUCGAAAUUCGAAGACCCAUUCUAUCAGUCAGCCCGAUAUCCAAGACGACGACGACGACGAUGAAGCGGACGAACGCUUCCAAACUCAGGAAGAACGCCCCCAAGUAGCCGGCAUCGUGGAUGAACGCCCCGACAUUGAAAUCAUGAAAGAGCGCUUUGUUACCAGCAACUUCCAAAGUGUGUCCAACAUCAAGUCCGAACCCCUCGACUCAACCGAGCAAAGCCGCAUCAAAUCCGAACCCGUAGAUGAUCCUCCUAGCCAUUCAAGUCCCCUCACAGUGCGUCGCCGCCCACGGCAUGACAGUUCUGCCAGUGAUGCCGCCUCCCCGCCCCGAUUACGCCAUGACAGUUCUGGGAGUGAGCCCGUGUCGCCCCCUCGAUCACGGGCCCGGGUCGAGAUCAAAACUGAGGCCGAAGACUUGUCUCCGCCUCGCCGACGGGCUCCUGAUCAUUCACGGGAAAGGGCGGAAGAUUUGUCGCCGCCUCGUCGACGUCCGCUCGAUGAUUAUCGGGAUGGGGGUCCGGAUCUGUCGCCACCCCGCCGUAAGGUCAAGGUGGAAGCCGAGGACUUGUCGCCGCCUCGACGACGGAUCAAGACGGAAGAGGCUGAGCCCACAAUUGCCGUGGACGGGGCACUCAGUCAAACUUUGGACGGCAAGAAGGCCGGAUUGCAAAACGCCAAGGCUCUGAAGCACGAAUUAUCCACCUUGAGAGCUAAGGAGCGGGCCAUGUUUGAAACGCUCAGUUCCGAUGUGUCCGGGCGCAAUGCUCAAACCCAAGUACGAGGACGCCUCAAAGCCAAAGCUGAGGAAGAAGAACAGAAGCAAAAGGAACACGAGAUCACGGAAGAAGUCAAAGCCAAGUAUUCACGUUGGAGCAAAGGUGUUGUUCAGGCAGAAAAAAUCCAAGAACGCAUCAAUACAGACUUGUACGAGAUGAGUAAGCCGUUGACUCGAGAUGCGGAUGAUACCGAUCUGGAUGCCCACCUUAGAGCCAUUGAGCGCGAGGAAGAUCCCAUGCUGCAAUUCAUCAAAAAGAAAAAAGCGAAAAGAGCCAAAGGCCUGAAAUAUCCCAGCUAUAAUGGGCCCCCACCCCCGCCAAACCGUUAUGGUAUUCUCCCUGGUUAUCGAUGGGAUGGCGUAGACCGAUCCAGUGGUUUUGAGAAGAAACUCUUUGAAAAGAAGAACAGUCGGGUAGCGCUCCAAGAAGAGGCGUACAAAUGGAGCACUGAAGACAUGUAAUCGUGAUUGUUUUCUUGAUGCUCAAAUGAUAAAUAUAUAUGGCAAGAUGUU
Messenger RNA from Tigriopus californicus, 1489 nucleotides. RefSeq names its product BUD13 homolog. Gene Ontology annotation, cellular component: U2-type spliceosomal complex; RES complex. Gene Ontology annotation, biological process: mRNA splicing, via spliceosome. Lineage: Eukaryota; Metazoa; Arthropoda; Copepoda; Harpacticoida; Harpacticidae. Gene Ontology annotation, molecular function: RNA binding. The record is from RefSeq and is a predicted model, not a curated record.